AUGGAGCUGCUCCAGGCGGAACGUGACUCGCUGCUUCGUACCGUUGCGGAAGAACGGGCAAGAACGGCCGAGAUUCAACGCCUCGCCGAGGCGGAACGAGCCAUCGUCGAGCGGCUCAAGCGCGAGGGCAACGAAGGCGAGCUCUCUGCAACAGAAGCCCGGCUCCGAAUUCUCCAACUCAAACAAGACAUGCAGGCGGCAGGUGCCAAGGCACCACGUCGUCCGACGACAGGACUAUUCAAAUCGGUCUGCUCCACCGACUUGCUGUUCCUCCUUGACACCACUGGCUCCAUGUGGGACUACAUUAACGCCGCAAAGGACCAAGUCAGGAGCAUCGUGAAAGACAUCGGAGAAUCGUUUCUCGGCGAAGCGGAAGUACGGGUCGCGGUGGUGGGCUAUAAGGACCACGGUGAUAAACCUAAUAUCCAGUUUCUAGACUUUACGCCGUCCGUGGAUGAAGUACAUAGGUUUCUUAACACGCUACAAGCUACCGGCGGGGGCGAUGCACCCGAGGACGUCCUGGGAGGUCUUCAACAAGCCAUCAACGCAUCGUGGUCGCACCAGACUCGGUGCGUCAUCCAUAUCGCAGACGCUCCACCACAUGGCAGCGAUUUACAAUUAGUCCCGGACGCAGGCGACAAAUUCCCCGUACCCGGAACUGAGCCACACGGUCUCACCCACAAACCGCUACUCAGGCGGAUGAUCGCCCUCAAACUCAACUAUACUCUGCUCCGUAUCAACAGUAGCACGGACCGUAUGGCCACCGAAUUCUGCAAGGAGUACGAUGCUGCUUCUGCGGACUGCAGGCUACACAAGGAUCACAUAUACUACUUAUAUCCGGCCACGGGCACGCGCACGGACACAAGCACUCGGAGCGGGACAAGUUCUAAGCGCAGCGCCAAAGCCGGGCUGGUAUUUGAGGAGAAUGAGCUCGGAACUACUUUUAGUGCAUUACAGCACCUGGUUGUCAAAAUGGUCACCACUUCGGCUUCUCGCACAGCUGUUCGUGUGUCGGGGAGCCGAGCGACCAAGCUAGUGGGUGACAAGAAGCAGGAUGCGAAGCUUCGUGCUAUCAACGAGGAUGAGGAUGACGAGGGCGACGAGAAGCGGCUGGAGAUCACCCUACCCCAGUGGGACACGCCCGGAUGGCUCAACGAGGCGCUGUCGGUAGAAGGUUUCUCUCCUGAUGUUAUCGUGCACAACGCCAGUACCCUCAACGAAAUGAUGGCGCAUGACGACAACAUCAUGAUGGGUAUCACCGAACUUUCCAUCUACAAGCGGUCGCGGCCAUUUGCCGAAGGCGCGCUGCGCGAGGCGUUUUAUGCCCGCACGGCGGCUUCUACCAACCGUUUCGUGGUCAAGUCAUUCAAGCGAGACGGAAAGCGGCUCGCACAUUUGGCCGAAGACAUGCGGUGCCAAGCGCUAUGCAAAGCCUUUGCACUCGAGUUCAACGCCUUCUCGGGGGAGGAACACGCAAUUGACUUCAUCGUAACGACGUGCUUGAAGGGCAAAGCGGGGAUAACGUCAGGCUCUGAGUGCAUGUCCCUCGAACCUUUCCUCGAAGGCACGUACGUCAAGUAUAACAACAACUGCGGCUAUGUCAACGAGGAACAGUCCGAUGAUCGGUUCAACCAAGCCGCGCAAGCGUUCUCGCACUUCACUUUCGAGCGCUCGCAAGGCCGCUUUUUAGUCAGCGACAUGCAGGGUGUUGGACACUUACUUACUGACCCGGCCAUCCAUUCGCUCGAUCCCGGACGGUUCCAGCUAGCGGACACUAACCUUGGCCAGGAAGGGUUCAAGUUCUUCUUCGCCACGCACGCCUGCAAUGACAUCUGCCGCAAGUUGGAUCUCAAGAGCAACGGCGCAAUGAUCUCGUCGGGCGAGUACAAAUUCCGGGAGGAGUGGCCGAACAUGCACAAUACGGUGUGCUGCUCCAACAAGCUUUGCGGCAAGAUUGUGCGGAAAUCCAGCUCCAAGAAGUCGGAAAAGUUCCCCGGGUACCGCUGGUGCGAAUUGUGCUGGCUACAGGUACGCAUGUUUGCCGUCAAGCGGAUCUGUGUCGCUCCCGGGCCGUACCACGAGUUCUAUACGUCCGAGUUCUUCUGCGAAUCACAGGGGCGAAGCGUAAUACGGAGAUGCCCCGAUCAUCGUGGGGAAGAAAUUCCAGAGGCCAAGAAUGCAAUGGUGGUGGUUGAAAGCUUUUGGUCGAAGUUGAAAUCUGCGAACAAGAGGAGGUCCUUCUUUAGGAGGAGUCGUUAA
This is a messenger RNA of Eremomyces bilateralis CBS 781.70, 2259 nucleotides long. RefSeq lists its product as uncharacterized. Lineage: Eukaryota; Fungi; Ascomycota; Dothideomycetes; Eremomycetales; Eremomycetaceae. The record is from RefSeq and is a predicted model, not a curated record. Gene Ontology annotation, molecular function: ATP binding; protein serine/threonine kinase activity. Gene Ontology annotation, biological process: peptidyl-threonine phosphorylation. The transcript has a single exon. Gene Ontology annotation, cellular component: cytoplasm. Bases 1 to 2259 code for a protein of 752 amino acids.